UGUUCUGGAAAGAAUGCUGGGUUCAGGGGGCGUCCUUGGCCGGCUGCGUGGAUUCUUCCUGAGAGCUCUCCGGGUUCACGGCGCGCGGCAGGUGGCAGCUGGCCAGAUGUGCUCAGGCGCAGUGAGAGGCAGAAGGAAAUGUGUUUGCCUGGGAAGUAUUCGGAUUCUGUGAAGUCAUCCUGGAGAGCCCCUCUGGAUGCUCAUCCAGCUUCAGGCAGAUGGGUGACCUCUCCUCCAGGAUAUUAACAAUAUCUGCAGAGCUGGGCAGAUGGCAUGAUAGUCCUGGAUCCAAAGCAUGUUUUUAGAAAAAUAUAACACAUCUAAAUAUCAGAUUGCCCUGGGGACAAGCACCCUGAAAUGACACCUUCAUGAAAAGUUUGCCUGAGGAAGAUUGCAAAAUGUUAAGGAAGGAACUCAAAGGAAUAAGGAAGCUCAGUAUUCAGCCUCUGAGAUCAACGUGGGGCUUUGGAAGAUGCUAAACACGUCUGCGUGGUGGCCUACCUUGGACUGUUCAUGCUUUGUGUCUCUUAUCAAGUUGACGAGAGGACGUGUGUCCAGUUUUCUAUGAAGGUGUUCUACUUCCUGCUGAGCGCCCUUGGUCUGAUGGUCUGCAUGCUGGCCGUGGCCUUUGCCGCCCACCACUACUCCCUGCUUGGGCAGUUUACCUGCGAGACCUCCCUGGACUCUUGCCAGUGCAAGCUGCCUUCCUCGGAGCCGCUCAGCAGGGCCUUUGUUUACCGGGAUGUGACAGACUGUACCAGCAUCACUGGCACUUUCAAAUUGUUCUUAAUCAUCCAGAUGGUUCUAAACCUGGUCUGUGGCCUUGUGUGCUUGCUGGCUUGCUUUGUGAUGUGGAAACACAGGUACCAGGUCUUUUAUGUGGGUGUUGGGCUGCGCCCCCUGAUGGCUUCUGAUGGCCAGCAACAGAAGGCCUAACGGGUUGGCUCAGAGGGGUACAAGCUCAUAAACAGCACACCCACCGACUAGCCAAGGUGAAAACCCACAAUUUUUUAAAGGCAAACUUUUGACAACAAAUACUUUUUCAUUCUCUAAAUGUGUAUUUUUAGAUUUUUUUUCAGAAAACAAAACCUAUUUUGGAUCUCUAUUGUACUUUUUUAAAAGCUUCUUGCGAGGAUGGGGUGGAGAGACGGCUCAAGAUUGAAGCGGACUUACUGCUCUUGCGGAGGACCCUAGUUCAAGUUCAGUUCUGGAGCCCAUGUCGGUGCCUCACAAUGACCUGUAUCUCCAGCUGCGGGGACAUUGGGUGCUACGCACGCACGCACGCACGCAUGCAUACACGCGUAAUUUAGAAAAGCCAACUUGUUUUUAAAGUUCUAAUAAGAAACAAGAUUCAAAUUGACUUGGGGAACACCGAAGGGAAAAGAACAACCGACAAGGAACGGAUGACCUAGAGCCGGUGCUAUGCUCUGGUGCUUUUAUCCCUACCACACUGCGCUCUCUCACAUCCCCGCCCCCUCCACCUUCCGGUUAGCCCAGUGCGAGGUGGGAACUGGCAUCACAAGACACUCCCUAGACUCUAGAUUCUUCUAGCUCUCUCUGCCACCUGCCAUUAUCCCCAUGGUGUCUUGAGAAAGGUCUAAGGAAAUCCGGAUCUCAGUUGAGUGUUUUUAUUUUUCACAGUGGAGAUGUCUUAAAGGUAUGAAAUGGCUUUAAAAAAAAAAAAAAAAAAAAAAAAAACCAAAA
This is a messenger RNA of Apodemus sylvaticus (European woodmouse), 1704 nucleotides long. It is a transcript of the gene Sspn, whose product is annotated as sarcospan. The record is from RefSeq and is a predicted model, not a curated record. The transcript has 6 exons. The coding region runs from base 514 to 936 and encodes 140 amino acids. Gene Ontology annotation, cellular component: sarcolemma; dystrophin-associated glycoprotein complex. NCBI's taxonomy places the organism in Eukaryota, Metazoa, Chordata, Mammalia, Rodentia, Muridae.